Kazachstania africana CBS 2517 is the source of this 2415-nucleotide messenger RNA. RefSeq names its product Psy2p (gene PSY2). The transcript has a single exon. Gene Ontology annotation, biological process: protein dephosphorylation; DNA damage response. Lineage: Eukaryota; Fungi; Ascomycota; Saccharomycetes; Saccharomycetales; Saccharomycetaceae. The record is from RefSeq and is a predicted model, not a curated record. Gene Ontology annotation, molecular function: protein phosphatase activator activity. The coding region runs from base 1 to 2415 and encodes 804 amino acids. Gene Ontology annotation, cellular component: nucleoplasm; protein phosphatase 4 complex.
AUGACAUCUACCAAUACGAAUAAUCAAAACAACGUGGACGAAUCCUUCAGCAAUACGGAGCCAAAAAGAGUCAAGGUGUAUGUCCUGGAAAAUAAUGAGUGGAAAGACAAUGGGACAGGCUUUUGCACUGGAGAAAUAAGAGAUGUCGAAGAGGGCGAUGAGAUUACGAAAUCUGCGUACCUUGUUGUUAGUAGCGAGGAUGACCAAAAAGAGACAUUAUUACGUUCAAAAGUGGAAGGAAAUAUAGAAUACCAACGACAAGAAGAAACCUUGAUAGUUUGGAAAGAUUUAAAUGGCAAUGAUAUCGCGCUAAGUUUCGAGGAAAGUAUAGGGUGUGACACUCUUUGUGAAUUCAUUAUACAAGUCCAAAGACACAUCGAAAAUAGCAUUUCUUUGAUCUCUGUAAAGAGUAGCGAUAAUGGUAUUGGUUCUGUCCACGAGAUAGUAGCUGGCCCAGUUAUUUUACCUUCAACUGACAAAGACCAAAAUACUGAUACUUUGUAUGAUGCAUUGAAGAUUGUAAAUGAAAAUUCAAUCUAUGAUUACAUGAAAAAUGAAACAAUAGAGUUUAUCUUACAAUCAAGCUAUAUCAAUUUGCUUAUAGAUCACUUCCAUAGAGCUGAGAAGGGGAAAAUGAUUAAAGAUUUGUUUCUUUUAAGCACUAUCAUUAAAACUUUAAUCUUAUACAAUCAGAGGGAUAUUAUUGAACUCAUGGUCGAUGACGAACAUAUCAUGGGUAUAAUCGGCAUAUUGGAGUAUGACACAGAAUUUCCAAAUUUGAAAGCAAACCAUAGAGAAUACUUAAAACUUAAUGGGCCUUGUUUCAAGGAAGUUAUACCGCUGGAGAACAAAGAUUUAGAGUUGGUGGUUAAGAAAUAUUUUCGACUAAAAUUCUUAAAGGACGUUGUAUUAGUACGAUUUCUGGACGAUAAUAACUUAAAUUCAUUCAUGGACAUCAUACUAGAUCUUAAAACUUGUAUAAUUGAUUGGCUACAAACAGAUCCAUUCCUGGAUAAAAUAAUGAACAUAUUCUCUACAGAUGAUGAUAGUUCUAAGAAAAGAGAUGCCAUCAGAUUGUUGCAUCAAUAUGUAGGGAUGUCAAAAGAUCUGGAUCCCAUUGAUAAAACGAAGUUUUACAGGACCCUCGUGAGAAAGGGUCUAUUUAACGUGUUGUCAUACGCAUUUAGUCAAGAAAAAGAUAGCAACUUGAGAAUCCUAGCUACUGAUUUGAUCAUUACAAUUAUCGAGCACGACAUAUUGCUAAUACAUAAUAUUCAAAACGAGAAAACAAAAGACACCGCAAUAGAUGAUAAUUUCCCUCCUGCAUCUGAUGCAAUAACGGAUGACAUGAAAUUGCUUUCCAUUUUAUCUACCAUUCUACUUUCAGAUAAAAGCCCAGGGCUCAUGGAACAAGUAGUACAAGCACUUAGCACCUUGUUACAUCCUGACGGUUGCUUAGCAGGAACUGAUGGGGAGUUUUCCAAUUUUUCCAGCAUUAGUAGCAUAAAUGGAUUCGAUGUAAAUGAUUCGGAUAAUUCUUAUGGUAUGGAUGGCAUUUUUAAUAGCAUAGAUAGGGAUAAUAAUGAAACAGAAGCAAAUAAACAAUUGAAGAUUUAUUUUAACAAAUUCUAUAGUCAAAUAGCUCCAUUUCUAUUCAAGCCGCUAAUGCCUAAAGCUAAUAUUGACUGCUCAGAAUUAGACGAUUUUCUUCUGAUUCAUUUGUUGAAACUGAUAUCUUUUAUUGCGACAGAACAUACAAGGCUAAUAUCUAGGAAAUUCAUACUAGAAAAUGGAAUUUUAAAAACGUUGAGUCAAUUAAUUGGGCCAACUCAUAUCUUACAAUUACGUCUCACAGCAGUUAGAUGUUUCAAAAAUAUUCUAAAUCUGAAUGAUAAGUAUUAUCAUAGAUACAUUAUUUCCAAUAACUUAGUAGAUCCAAUAUUCGAGCUUCUGAAAGAUAAUUUAUUUGAAGAUAAUCUGGCAACUUCUUGCAUAUUAGACUUAUUGAACAUAGUAUCGCUGAACUGCACUCUGGAUAGUGGCAAAGAAAAUGAUCAAAAUGCUAAACACAAUUUGACUGAAAAGUCAAAGUCUCUCAAUAAAGCCAAGAAUAAUUUCACUAUCUUAAACAAGCAUAUUAUUGGAAAAUAUGGUUCCAUAAUCAAGGAACUUUCUUCUUUCCCUUUUAUAAGAGAAAUGUUUGAAUUUGAUAGGAUAACUAAUGAGAUUGAGAAGGAACUUGACAUUGAAACUGAUAUUGAUAGAAUCAGUCCUAAUGAUACUGACACAAACAAGUCUGAUGCGACUACUGAGAAUUGCAAGAGAUCAUAUUCCGAGCUAGAAACGUCAGAAAAUAGUAAUAGCAAUGAGGAUGUCAGCAAAUUUGAACUUGACCAGCACGUCGUGACAAGUUAG